GUGUGGCUUCACGUUUCUAAAGACAAGCACGCGUGACUAUAUACACAGUACAGAGUACAUCGUCAGUCGAUCGUUCUACUGCCUUCCUACCGGUAACUUCAUUCAGUGGUUCCCAGCAGUUGCGUCAUCCUUGACUUCACAAGUUUAUACCGCCGACGUCUUCCAGCAGCUUUGCACGGAGGCAGCCAGUCCAGGGAUUACAUACACACGAUAACCGCGAGCAGUAAUUAAGCAUCAACAACAAAACAUUAUCGCUUCUAUUACCCGCCAAUGUCAUGGCGGAAGAAAGCAAACACAAAUAAAAAAGGUGUUAUCAAAAGUGGCCUAUUCGUUUAGUAGUGCAAAGGAACGGAGCUCAUUAGGAUCGUUUCAAGAAGAGAUUGGUAGCGUUUUUCGGAGUUUUAAUACCGGUGAAAUUUACGUGGAAGUGGCGAAGUUGUAUAAUCUCAAUUGAAUGUGGUUUAUGCACAACGAUAUUUCGGAACUUUUGAAGUUGUUACUAUGGUUUCGGAAGAGAUAACUGUAUUCGAAUAGAAGAUGCACGAGAUAGUAAUAAAAAAAUCAACAAAGCGAUAAGAAGAGAUGAUGAUAGGAUUACGUCGAAAUGGUGCAGCAAAGUGCUUUUUAAUGAUAAGCUAUGAGUGUACAGGUCGACGCAUUUCAAAUUUUGUUUUUAAACUUGACGAAUGUCGUGCUGUCUAGUGUGCUAUGAUUGGAAUAGCCUGUUUAAUGUGACUGUUUCACUCUAUGCUUGACAAGAAAAGGACAAACCAUGGCGGAUCCAACAAUUCAAACGUUCUGCUGUCACAAUCGGAUACGUUCACCUCCGGCCGUUAAACUGAUGUCCGAAUUCAACACCGACGGGUACAUUGUAGUAUGUAUUGUUUCCUCGGUGUUCGGAAUAGCCGGUGCUAUCUAUCAGAUUUGGAUACGUAACGAAGACACCCCAGGCAUUCGUCGGAACAGAUCCGCCGGAUUGGAUUCCGGUUAUCGAACAGGGCGCACCAUAAUAGUUUGGCUCGCCGUAGCUGACAUGUGUGCCUCUUUCGGAGUGUUCGUUCGAUCGGCUCUGUGGAAGUACAUCAAGAACAUACUGCCACCCGACAUCAACGACAUCGACGAUGACGAUACGACAAAUGUGAUAUUCUGUGCUGUGUCGUCGGCAUGGAUCCAGUACUUCUACAUGUGUACCUGGCUGUGGACGCUGUGCUACGCUAUCAACGUUCGGCAGCAGCUGAGUGGAAACCGGGUGGUUCUACGGGUCUAUCAUAUGUUCGUGUGGAGUACAUCUGCUGUGCUAACUGCGUCCGGAUUGACGGUUCUGUACGUGCCGGAUGCUAAUUGUCACAAUGUUCAAGACAUGAGAACUGCCUACGUUAGAAUACUUCCAAAUUACCUUCUUACAUACGGACCGAUGAUUACAGUGAUGGUGGCUAAUCCAGUACUGUAUUUCACAGCUGCUAAGAAAGUGGAUCGGCAAUUAGUGGCACGCUUUAGCCAGAUGACAUCGAUAGAACGAGAUCUUAUGACAAAGUUCAAAAUGAAAUUCUUUCUAAUUAAUUUCGUCUUUUAUGUCUGUUGGAUACCGAAUCUAAUCAACGGUAUCAUCUUAUGGACCAGAUGGUAUUCGUUGCCAUACCAAAAUAUUAUUACCGUAUGGUACGUGAUGGCUAUAACAAAUCCUCUGCAAGCAUUUUUAAACACUUUGGUGUAUCAAAGGUGGAACUGUGUUUGGCCCUUGCGAAGGCACAACGGCAAUGGGAUUACUCGCGCAAGGCAACGAAUUCUUCACUCUUAUGGUGCAACGGAAGGUACCCCACUACUUCAGUCGCAAAUGUUCAAAGGUAAAAUUCAGCCAACAUCGUCUGUACUGUUGCAUGAUUCUCCAACGGAACUUAUUCCAAAUCCAUUGCGAAGUGUUAACUCCUGUACGAUGGUGUGACUCUUGUGGAGAAAGACUUCCAUUAUUUACGUAAACACAAAUUAAUAUUAAUUCCAUUUUUUGUAACUAAUUUAUGACAAUUCUUAAAUAUAGAAUAAGUUGUGUAUCGAAAGCUGUAUACCACUCUUCCAUUUUCUUCUUGGAGUCUUUACUUUAUUGACUGCUUUGUUAGGAUGUAAUUGUAGGAUAUGGAAUAAUACACUUAUUUUAACCAUGUUUGAA
This is a messenger RNA of Topomyia yanbarensis, 2164 nucleotides long. RefSeq names its product G-protein coupled receptor 143-like. NCBI's taxonomy places the organism in Eukaryota, Metazoa, Arthropoda, Insecta, Diptera, Culicidae. Gene Ontology annotation, biological process: regulation of calcium-mediated signaling; melanosome organization; G protein-coupled receptor signaling pathway. Gene Ontology annotation, cellular component: melanosome membrane; plasma membrane. The transcript is spliced from 5 exons. Gene Ontology annotation, molecular function: L-tyrosine binding; L-DOPA binding; L-DOPA receptor activity. The record is from RefSeq and is a predicted model, not a curated record. The coding region runs from base 773 to 1942 and encodes 389 amino acids.